AACGAGGAAAGAAACGUAAGCAAAAUAACUCUGAUUACAAAUGAGACGCCAUAUAUGUGUUAUCGGUCAUAAAGAGUGGAAAGCGGUUUAAAACAACAACUUCCGAUUUCCUUUUCGGCCAUUACGGUCUUAAGCAGAAGACGUUAAACGAGGAGUGAAUGUUCCCGUGAGAUGUUUGAACAUUUUAUUACAUUAGCUCGAAGGUGGAGCUGAAGAUAAUAAAAAGAUCUAUUGUACGAAGAUAAAUAGUAUCGAAAAGUAAAAGAUAUCGGAGUAAUUAAGUCACAAAAGGUUAUGUCGUUCGUAUUCAAUGUGCCAAUUGAUGAUGGCGGUUGUUUUAUUCACGGUCAUACGGUGCGUUUAAACGUAGCGCCGCACGCGCCUUUGCGUCACGUGGUGACCACCCACGUUUCGGGUUGUAAGUAAACAAGGAGAAGGAAAAGAACAAUAAUAUUAGUGCGAAGUAACGACGCAUGUACAUACACACGUAUGUACGUUCUACAUGAAGAUUAAAUAAUAAUACACAAUAAGUAUUACGUUAAUUGACGACGUGCGUGUGUUUGCGUGCGUAUUCGUUUCCUGAUAUCAAAUUUUUAACAAAUUCAACUAAAGAACAAGAUUCAAUCGAGUCAGAUAAUAUAAACAUACGCACUGUUAUUUCGUAACCCAAAGAAACCGUUUAUUUCGUGAUGACGAGAAUAAUGUAUAUAUGUAUGUAAAUUGUUUAAGUGUGUGUGCGUGUUUACGCUUUAUCCUCUCGUCUCCCCCCUAUACGUCGUGUGUAUGAUGUGUAUAUUAUAUAUAUCCUGUUAUUAAUAUAUAUAUAUAUAUCUAUAUAUACACAAAGCCGAUUACAACAUCAUCGGGACGUAAAGAACAAAAAAGGUUUCAUCGACGUAAGAAGAGAGCAGCUGAACUUAUUGAAAAAAGACUCGAAGAUAUUUUGAAAAGGUUGUACAAGACCGGGUUGAAAAAUGAUGUCAUCUUUUACGACGGAGCACGAGAGCGACGCGUGGGCCCUCCUGGCACUGAAGUCGGCACCGGCCAGUCCGACGAAAAUGCAGUGGAAUCCAGAAGCUAAGGGUGCACCGAUCGCUAGACUCGAAGGUCGGGAAUUCGAGUACAUGGUUAGGCAGAGACGCAUCACCAUCGGUCGAAACAGCAGCAAGGGUGAGGUCGACGUCAACAUGGGCCACUCCAAUUUUAUCUCCCGCCGACAUCUCGAAAUAUUCUACGAUCAUCCCUUUUUCUUUAUGACCUGCAAUGGCAAGAACGGCGUCUUCGUCGAUGGCGUGUUCCAACGUAAAGAUGCAUCUGCCUUUCAAUUGCCAAAAACAUGCACCUUUAGAUUUCCAAGUACAAAUAUAAGACUUGUAUUUCAAUCUUUGGUGGAUGAACAAGAACAAGGUAAUGUACGUGUACCGUCUCCUCCUAAACUGAGAGUACCACUACCGCCUCUACGUAUAAACAUACCUGACACGGGAUAUAGUAGUCCCUUUCCUUCUCCUACGGGAACCAUAAGUGCUGCUAACUCCUGUCCAGCUAGUCCACGAGCAGGUCAGGGUAGAAGAAAUAUAUCUGCGGAUUUACAAAUGGUAGCAGCAUAUGCAGCAGCAGUUGCAAAUGAUCCACAAAAUUCUGGAAUGGAAAGGCACGAAGGAGCUCAAAGUUCUAGUAGACAAAUCAGUCCUGAACCAGGGAAUGAUCAACGUUACAGAGGUAGUGGUAGUUCGGGACCAAAUGGUACAACUGCACAUUAUAGUCCACCAAAAGAUGAUACCAAGCCUCCUUAUUCAUACGCCCAACUUAUAGUUCAGGCUAUUGCAUCUGCAUCUGACAAACAAUUAACUUUAUCGGGCAUUUAUUCGUAUAUAACAAAACAUUAUCCAUACUAUAGAACAGCUGAUAAAGGCUGGCAAAAUUCUAUUAGACAUAAUCUAUCAUUAAAUCGAUACUUUAUAAAAGUACCAAGGAGUCAAGAGGAACCUGGGAAAGGUUCUUUUUGGAGGAUAGACCCACAAUCAGAAGCUAAGUUAAUAGAACAAGCUUUUAGACGAAGAAGACAACGCGGUGUACCCUGCUUCCGUGCUCCAUUUGGAUUAUCCUCAAGAAGCGCACCUGCAUCUCCGUCACACGUGGGAAUUAGUGGUUUAAUAACACCAGAAUGCCUGAGUAGGGAAGGUUCCCCAGGACCUGAAACAUAUCCUGAUAAUUCUGUUCCUUCUCCAGCUGGUCAUCUUACGAGUCAGUCUGCACCAGGAUCACCAGGACAUCCAUAUGCACCGUCUUCCCAGCAAUCCCAUAAAGGGCGAUUGGUGCAGCAAAUCACUGUUGUUACUAAUGGUGUAAGUGGAGACGCAGCGAGGGAAGAUAAAUAUUUGGUGCCUGGAAACAUAGUAGAGGAGCAUUCUUUAUCUCCAGCUGGACAGUAUAGCCCAGCUCCUGUUAUUGUACAAACAACAUAUAAUUACAGUGGAAACUUUAUUGGCCCUGACGCAGGCGUUGGGGUUGGCAAAAGAGCACAUGAUGAAUCAGAUAGUUCGCCCGGUUCUCCAGCUCCUCUUGCCAUCGUUGAAAGUCCUGAGCCUCUGGAACAUCAACAAUUACAACAACAGCAGUCAAAACGUCAACGUGUGCACGACGUUGAUGAUCAUUGAACUUAUUAUUCUAGAAUCCCACUUCGUAGAACAUUAUUACAUUACAUUAUUUGCCUAUUACCAGACACACAGCCAAGUUCUCUUUUCCUUUUAACGCAUAACUGCUUCGAACAGCACACGGCGGAGUAAAAUAUUCGGUUAUAUAUCUUUAAAAGAAAGAAAAAAAAAAAAAAGAAAUAUGUUUUAAGAAAGGUUAAUCGUACUGUGCGUUAAUUAAAAAAAAAAAAAAGAUAAAACUUAUUUAGUUUGGACCACAUCGAGCGAGGAUUAAAAAAAAAAAAAAAAG
Messenger RNA from Polistes dominula (European paper wasp), 2943 nucleotides. It is a transcript of the gene FoxK, whose product is annotated as forkhead box K. Gene Ontology annotation, molecular function: protein binding; DNA-binding transcription factor activity, RNA polymerase II-specific; RNA polymerase II cis-regulatory region sequence-specific DNA binding. Gene Ontology annotation, biological process: regulation of transcription by RNA polymerase II. Lineage: Eukaryota; Metazoa; Arthropoda; Insecta; Hymenoptera; Vespidae. The record is from RefSeq and is a predicted model, not a curated record.